CGGCCCUUCCCCGCCGCGGGCCGGGCCGGGCCCGGAGCACCGGGCGGGCGGGGCAGGGGCUCGGCGGCUCCGCGGCGGGGGAUGCGGGUGCCGGGCGCAGGAUGCUGUGGGGGGUGGGCCUGGCGGCGCCGCGCUCCUGCGUGGCGGACCUGAGCCGCAACCGCAGCCUGUCGCUGGGCUGGUGCGCGGGGCCCGAGGAGCCGCCGCCCGCCUUCUAUGGGGGCGAGAUCGUCGCCUUCCCGCUGUCGGGCGGCGGCGGCACCAUGGCGGCGCUGGGCUCCGACUCCUGGUGGAAGAAGACGCUGUACCUGACGGGCGGAGCCCUGCUGGCCGCCGCCGCGUACCUGCUGCACGAGCUGCUGGCCAUACGGAAAGAGGAAGAGCUCGAUUCGAAAGAUGCUAUCAUACUGCAUCAGUUUUCAAGGCCUAGGAAUGGCGUUCCGAGUUUAUCCCCGUUCUGCCUGAAAAUGGAAACAUACUUGAGGAUGGCUGAUUUACCCUACCAGAACUAUUUUGAUGGAAAACUUUCCCCUCAAGGGAAAAUGCCUUGGAUUGAAUACAAUCACAAGAAAGUAUCUGGCACCGAGUUCAUCAUUGACUUCUUGGAAGAGAAACUUGGAGUGAAUUUAAAUAAACACCUUGGUCCACAUGAAAGAGCUGUUUCCAGAGCUGUGACCAAAAUGGUGGAGGAGCACCUGUACUGGACUUUAGCUUAUUGCCAAUGGGUGGAGAACCUUCAUGAGACACAAAAGAUGGUGUCUCUUUUUGGCCCCUUCAGCGACUUGCUGAAGUGGAUCUUUUGCCAUCUGACCAAAGGGAUCGUGAAGCGGGAGAUGUACGGCCAUGGCAUUGGGCGCUUCUCGGAGGAGGAGAUGUACACGCUGAUGGAGAAGGACAUGCGGACCCUGGCAGGCCUCCUGGGUGACAAGAAGUACAUUAUGGGAUCAACUGUUUCCACUGUUGAUGCCACUGUCUUUGGACAUCUGGCACAGGCAAUGUGGACAUUACCAGGGACUCGGCCAGAGAGACUAAUCAAAGGUGAACUGAUUAACCUUGCUAUGUACUGUGAAAGAAUAAGGAGGAAAUUUUGGCCAGAAUGGCACCAUGAUGAUGACAACACUCUGUAUGAAUCUGAGGAAAGCAGUGAGGCAAGCAAGACUUACUCCCCUUUGCAGGACUUCAGUUUUUAUUCAAGGACAGAAACAUUUGAUGAGGAAGGGAACAGUAUUUCCCAAACCCCUGACACAGAUUACACUGGACACUCCCUCUUUGACUCGGAUGUGGACAUGGAUGAGUACAGAGAUCAUGAACAAUGCAAGUGAUAUGUACAAGUGUCUCCCAUUGUGCAGAUAAGCUGUUUCUUGGGAUCACUCUGAUUUGUUUUCUCCUUCAGGUCAGGAAGAGGUUUAUACCUCUUUGGAAGAGACCAUUGUGCUUGAUUCAGCUGUCACAUACUGCUUGGACUAUUUCAGCCGUAUUUCGUUUUGUGUAAUUGUUCAGGUGGACCAAGGUAAACACAUUUAAAACACACGUGAGCAAACUGCAGGUCUAGAGGGCAGCAGGACCUUUAAGUCUGUUUUUGUUCUUGUUCAAAAUCAGAUUCCCCGUCCAAGUGGGACAAACUUCUGGGAAAGAAGUCACAUCUGGUUUGUGUUGUUAUCUUAUCUUUACAGCAACAGGUUGGACAAAAAUGGAAGACAUAUGACUGGCACAGCUUUCUUCCAUGGAAGAAAAUGAUUGAUGCUGUAAUGAAAAGGCCCUGGCAGUGUUGGUUGACUGCCAUCUCAGUUUAAGCCAGUGUUGUGCUGAGGUGCAUCAGAUUCAUGCAGCACCCUGGCCUGUAUCAGCAAUAGUGUGGCCAGCAGGACCAGGGCAGUGAUGGUCCCCCUGUCUCAGCACUGGUGAGGCUGCACCCUGAACCCUGUAUUCUGUUCUGGGCCCUUCACUGCAAGAAAUUCAGGUGCUGGAGCAUGUCCAGAGAAGGACAAUGAAGCUGGUGAAAGGAACUGGAACACAAGUCUUGUGAGGAGCAGCUGAGGGAGCUGGGGGUGCUUAGCCUGGAGAAAAGGACUCUCAGGAGAGACCAUCUCGCUCUCUCCAACUGCCUGAAAGGAGGCUGUAGCAAGGUGGGGGUUGGUCUCUUCUCCCAGGUAUCAAGCUCUAGGAUAAGAGAAAUAGCCUCAAGGUGCACCAGAAGAGGUUUGGAUUGGAUAUUGGGAAAAAACUUCAUUGAAAGAGUUGGUUGUCAAGCAUUGGAACAGGCUGUCCAGUCAUUACCCCUGGAGGUGUUUAAAAGCCACAUAGCUGUGGCACUUUGGGGACAUUGUUUGGUGGUGGUCUUGGUAGUGCUGGUUAACAAUUGGACUUGAUUAUCUCAAAGGUCUUUUCCAACCUAAAAGAUUCUCUGAUUUGGUAAAGUUUCAGGGGAAUUUUAUUUGAUAGCUACCCAUACUUUGGGUGCAUGUAUUACAGGGUCUGCAGAAAAGAACUGCUCCCAGUUCUUUUGGAAACAGUCAGGGAAGGAUGGAGGAAAACAUAUUCCUGCAAAAAGGAGCUGGUUAGUGAUUCUUGUUCUUUGCAGAAGAUUGAAAUCACUGCUCUAGAGUACUUUUAUGCAGGAGGGAGAUGUCAGUGUUAACUCAUCUGGAAUGUGUGUUGGUCAAAUUUCUUCUGUGUUUUUGAAUUAGUAUUAUGUUUUUACUCCCUGCCCAUGGCUGCUGUCUGCUAUUUCUAGGCAAGGCUUAUGGGACUUGUUGCUAAAAGUCUGGUGUGUCUCAGAAGUGGGUGCUUUGUGUUCUUUACCAACAGACGUGGCAAACCCAUGAAGGCUGCAAAGCAGUUUGAGGUAUUAGUAGGCAAGGGACACUGUGUAGUUGCAAGACAUUGGCCCAGGCAAUUGAAUGCUUUACAGCUGCCUAGGGAGGUGCCUCAGGGGGUGCUGGGCACUGUGCUGGCUCUCAGUGCACAGUCCCUAAAGCUCAUGCACAGGAGGAGGUGAAAUGAGACAGUUCCCUCAGCACUGCCAUGUAUGUGGGGAAAUUCAGAUACUGAAAGCAUGACCAGAAUUGAAUUUAAGUUGCCUUUGCUGGCAUAUCUUUGCAUCUGGAUCUCAAAAUUAUUGCACAGGUUCUGAUGUGCUUUGUGUUCAUAUCUUCCUAAAUGCAGGUUAGAGAUGAGAAUGAAUCCAUUGGAUUUACUCACAGCUUUGAAGUUAAGCAUGUACUUCAGUGUUGCUUGGCCAUGAUUAGUGGAUUUUCGUAGAAAGAGAGCAUAUUGAUCAUAUUGGGCUGUUGUGUUUUUAAGUAUAUAAAAUUGGGUAUUUGACUGCAGACUUUGUUGGUGGCCCAUUUUAAUUAUGACUUUCUCUGUGAUUUACAGUUAGAUGAAUCAGGAUCCCUCAGCAAAAUUUUUAUAUUAUGUUGGUUGUACCAAACGUUCUAAGAGCAGACAGGGCAGACAACUGCUUUAGGAUGUUAAUUGUUGGUAGUUGCAGUGAGUCUGGAGCUUGAAGUAACUCCAGCACUCAAAGAAUAGCUUGCUCCCUGGGAUCUUGGAGUGCCUCCUGCAGAGGAAAGCACCUGCUCUGGGGAAACAUGGAGUUAGCCAUGGCUUUGAAAGAAGGGACACCUUUGUCUGCACUGAAGCCCCAGGUCUGUUCAUGCAUGGGAGCCACUGCAGUGAGAGCUGACAAGUUCAGUAUGAAUUUACACCUGUUUCCACAAUUCCCUGGGCGUGUCCUUGGAGCCAUGUUGAUACCUUGAGGAGCUGGAACAGAGACUACACAGAGUUAAGGGUAAUAAAAUGGGUAUUUGGCCUUCAAAGGCCACACCCUGGCAGUACCAGUGCCACACUGUGACCCCUGCCCUGCCUGAGUGGCUCCAAGGUGGAAGCAAAGGAGGGCUUGGUCACAUGAUCUCACAUCUUUAUAGAAUUUAGUCUAUUUGCAUCAACCAUCCAGUUAAUAGUCUCAAAUUGUAAGGUUUCAUCCUCCUUGCUUGCUUGCUGGCCCACCCUCCUCUUUUCACAUUGUUUAUGCUUAGGGCCUGGAGUUUGGAGAAACUAUCCUUGAGUCAGUAGCUGGAAUUGGACUAUAUUAUCUUCAUCACCCUAAGCACAAUGGAAAAGCAUAUCCAAGCAGAAUAGAAAACUCAGAACUUAAGGCAUCAAUUUUCUAGGCAAUGUUGUGAGCAAGUACCAUUUGCAAUGUGAAACAAAACUGAGGAGGAAGGUAUCAUCCAGUGACUUGGGACUCUUCUCAGGAAACUAAGCACAAGAAUAGGGCACAAGAAGAUAAGUCUUGGGCUUGAAAGUGCAGAGGUGAUGGCCUGAAAUGCCUGAAUAACUCCAUGGCCAAGUCAGGAGAGAUUUUAUCUGCAAAAAUGUAGGUAUUGAUAUUCUGAAUAAGAAGAAUCUGCAUCAAAAAGCUCCUAUUUAAAAUCAUUAGUGUGCUGGAAAUUCUGACAGAGAUGUUCUCACUCAUUUACUGAUGCAUGUUUGAGGGCUGUGCUUUCUCCAUUUGUUCAGCAUUGCAAGGUGUGCUUGCAGCAGAUGAGUCCCAGUCAUUAAAAGACCAUUAAAGGGAGGUCAGACCUCUUUAAAAGGAUUUAAUCCAUGCAUUUUCUUUUGAAAGCUGUCUUGGUAAAUUGUUGUGGGGAAAUAAACAAAACACCAAAAAAUCUGAAAAAAAAAAUAUUAAAAAGUGUUCAUUUAUUUUGGUUUGCAUGGGGAAAAAAAAAAGAAAAAUGUGUUUUCUUAAAAAGGGCAUGAUUGUUUUUGACUUUCCAAAAUUUUGCUAGAAGAACCUUUUCUUAAUCCUGCAGUCUUUUUUUUUUUCCCCCGUUCUAUCAUAUCUAUUUUUAAUGUUGGCGCUUAGGGGCCAUACAGAACUAAAAAUAGUCAGAGAGCAUAUUUUUCCUUUUUUUUUUUUUCUUUUUUUUCUUUUUUUUCCCUCCCUCACUGGUCAGAAUUGCAAGGGAGUCCAUUGUAGGGAUGCUGGAGGUCCUGACUGUGCUACUGGUGGGGUUGAGGGUCAGCAGGUGUCUCUGCAGCCAUGAAACCUGGAACAGCUGUGGAUUGCCAGCUGCCCAGCAGGUGAGCUGGGAUAACAGCUUCUGCUAGGAGCUGGAGGCUGAUAGGUGCCAGGACAUCAUGUCUGAGGUGACACAGACCAAGUUUUUCUCUGGCUGGGGAUCCCUCUGCCACAGCCAGAAACUUACUGUAGGGUGAUGUUAGGAAGGGUUCAGGGGCCCUUGAUACAAGAGUCAGAUGCCAGUGAUGUCUUUGAAAGCAUCACAGGUGCCAGCACCAAACCUGGUCCCAGCCACAGCCCCAGCCCAGUUUGGGGUAGAUGGUGAUGCAAGACACUGGCAGGAGGAAAGCUGUCUUGGGGCUCCUCUGCACUGUCCAGCCCCUCAAAAUAGGGCAGGGAAGCCCUUGGAGGGUCGUUGGAGAAGGGGAUGGUGGGAUACAGGGAGUUGCCAAGUGGUGUGUCUGUGCAGGAGGACUCGGGCUGUGGCCUGGCUCAUGCCACUGUUCCAGUGGAUGGGUGGGAUGCCUGCUCUGCUUAUGAGCUGGAGCAUGAGCCCAUAUCCUGGUGAGGGGAGAGCACCGCUCCUCCUGGUUACUUUUCCUUAAAUACUGCCAAAGGCUGAGGGCUGCCUUUGUGUUUCUAUAGUGCUGCUCUAAAAGAAGGAGUAAUUGGUCUGCCCCUCACUUGGCAAAUGGGAGUUCAAAGCAAAUCCUGCAUUUCCAAUGGAGUUAGACUUGAAGCAGUCUGUUUUUUUCAUGUGAAUUGCAGUUUUUGACGGUGUGACACUCUGUCAUGUCAGAAGGGAUUUGUUUACCCCUGUCGGUCUCAUUGGCUCUGUCAGCAGAGCUCACUGUUACUGAGUGGGGGAAACAGGCACUGGGAUGUAUAGGUCCUACAGAAAUCCUGCAAAUGUGCUGUUUGAUUUAAAAACCAAACUGAACCUGAUGUUUCAGAUCUGGAGGACUGUUUCCAUCCAAUUAUAGCACUGCAAGUAACACAUUUUGAUCUUUAAAACCUUGGCAAUGUCCCUCCAGAUCUAUAUUCUCUUUGAAAAAAUACUGCCUGAAAUAUUUCUGCAGCAACAGUUCAGGCACAAAUUUGCUUUUGUCAGUGAUGUCUGCUCAAGUAAUCAUGACAGUUUCAUACUGUUUUCCUUGAAAGGCCUGUAUCUGUCAGAUGCUAAGCCUUACAAAAUAUUGCCUGCUGGAAAAGCGUGUUAUGUGCAGAUUUAUGCAGGGCAGCUCACCAAGUGAAAUUUCUAUGGCAGGGGAUGAAUUCAAUUGGGUCUUGUCCUUAGAUGUUUGAAUAAGAAUUUGAAUCUGUUUUUUGACAAGUAGCUUUUUGGCCUAACCCUCCUUCCCUCCCCAAAUACUGCAAAAUUAUGAUUUAGGCAUGUGAUACUAAUAAAGUAAAUUAUGCUCUCUAAAUGCAGAAUUAAGUUGGAUGGUCUGGUAGCUGGGAUGUGGAAGUGGGUACCCAUAGGUGUGAGUCAUGCCCAUACAUUUCAGCAGCUGUGAUCCAGAGGAGCAUGCAGGUUGUACUGUUUAAUCCCAUGGAACCAGGGGACUGGAGGUAACUCUGAGUGACUGCAGUGGCUUUCAGCAGUUGAUCAGUGCUAUGGGGUAUCCAUGUAUGCUGUGCCUGGUAUACCUCGUGCUGGGUACACUGUGCAGGGGCUCAUUUUGGUAGCUGUGGCUCCUGUGGGGCAUCAGCCUGCUGUCAUCCCGUGGCUGAGCUGCAGAGACAAGGGUCUGUUUGGGAGCAAGUGUUGGCAGCUUUGAGCUUUGAGAGCUUUGAGCCUGCUGGUGAACAUGGGCUAUCCUACUGAGCUGGUGUCCCCUGGAUGGAAGGUGUUCCCCCACACUGCAUUUGUGCAUCUCAUUUUUAGGCCAGUGACCCCAGUCUUCACAGCUGUGCCUUGGUGGAGAGAGGGGUUGCAACAUGCAUCAGCUCUGUCUCAGUGGUUUGGGGCAGUCCUCUCUCUGGUGGCCCUUGGGGAGGGCUGCUUCUGUGUUCAUUCCCCAUGGAGGUGUCCCAGUGUGAAAUACUUCUUAGCAGGGAUUUCUGCAGCUCUCUGAGCAGUUUGGAAAGUUAAAUGGUAUUUGUCUGUGUACAGCACAGGAAUGCCAGUCACUGAAAGCACUGCGUGUCACUACAAUGUUAAACUUGUAGUUCUGUGUCCUGAUUGCACCACUCCCAGGUUUUUCAAGGCCAAGGAGGCUUUUGGUCAGACUUCAGCAUAAAAAGGUUUGCGGGAUUUCAUGUAAUGAUUUACACAUUCGGCUCAACAAGCUAAAGCUGAAACAUAUGCUUCCAAAAGGCAUUCAAGUUUUGUGGAAUAAAUAAAAUCCUGCUCCACUUUGAAGUCAUUGACUAAAGUGCCAAUUUGUUUCAGCCGGAGUUUCCAACACAGCUUCCAAGUGACCCUGAAUUUACCACUUCUGUCAUUCCUGUCUAAUUAUACUUACGUAAAAUUUUGCUUUAUUGGGGGCAGUAGGGCACACAACAUGUGAUUGUGUUCUUUUAUAAGUUCCCUAAAAAAUAAAAGUGCUCUUUUCGGCUGCACUGGUCACAUUGAUAUUUUCACUGGGCACUAUGAUUGUGUGUAUUUUUCCUUCGCUUCCUAAUUUGUUCUUUUGACUUAUCUUUCCUCAAUUGUACAGGCUUUUAUUUUUUCAGGAUACUUGAAGAAUGCAAGUUCCAAAGACAGGGGUGUGCAAUCCAGCAAGAAUAAAGUAUAUGUAGAUGUAUAUGGGUGAGGAAUGUAUUUAGCUAGCUGCAGUGUACAAGGUUUAACUAAAAAUGAGACAACACAUUUCUAAAUGGGGACUCUUAUGCUGUAGCUACAUUAUGUUGUUUGUCUAUGAACUACACGAGACAUAUGUUAUUUUGGCACUGUUAUUACUAGUUUAUAAAGCCAUAUUUAAAAUUGUACACUUAAUUGUAACAUAACUUUAAAUUGUGCACUGUGUUGAUCAAUGUACAUAUAUAUGAAGAUCUGUAUAUUUUGUCUUUAUGCUGUAUGUCAUUGGUGUGUAAAUUAUAACUAAUGGAUCU
Molecule: messenger RNA, 8086 nt
Organism: Oenanthe melanoleuca
Lineage: Eukaryota; Metazoa; Chordata; Aves; Passeriformes; Muscicapidae
Gene: FAXC
Product: failed axon connections homolog, metaxin like GST domain containing
Exons: 6
Coding region: 102-1322 (406 amino acids)
Cellular component (GO): cytoplasm
Source: RefSeq, a predicted model, not a curated record